Molecule: messenger RNA, 981 nt
Organism: Aphanomyces invadans
Lineage: Eukaryota; Oomycota; Saprolegniomycetes; Saprolegniales; Verrucalvaceae
Exons: 1
Coding region: 57-911 (284 amino acids)
Biological process (GO): protein ubiquitination
Cellular component (GO): cytoplasm
Molecular function (GO): ubiquitin protein ligase activity
Source: RefSeq, a predicted model, not a curated record
AACGUGCUGAGGGAUGCGGUGCCCCGCUCUGCCCACGCACUUUACAGUCUGCGACCAUGUCAAGCGAUGGCUUGGGGCAACGGCCGUCUGUAUCACCGCUUCUUCGCGGUGCGCCUCGACUGUCAGUCGUACUGCCACGGCCGCCCACGGCACCUGCGAUGCUGUUUGUGCACUUCAACAACAUGACAACCCAUGAAGAGAUGCUUAACUCGAUGCUUCACCAAGCGCUAGCAUCGGUACUUGAAGCGGAAAAUGGACUGUCCAACGCCCUCCACGACCUCUUCAUGGCCAGCAUGAACUUGGGCCUCGACAACAUGUAUGGCGGCACACACUCAACCUCCCCGAAAACUAGUUCGACCUUCCUCAACACGCUCCAAGACCACUGGUGGUCGCAGCUCCCAUCAAGUGAUACUUGCAACUCGGACUGCCCCAUUUGCCUUUCCGACUUUGCUGCUUCGGACCUUGUCAUCAACCUCCCGUGCCACCAUACCUUCCAUUCCACCUGUGGGUUACCGUGGCUGCAGGAACACAAUGUGUGCCCAACAUGCCGCUUUCAGCUACCCACGGACGACGUGCAAUCCACACCAAAACAAACCUCAGUAGCACGUCCUGGGUCAUCGAUGCUUGAAGCUCUGCCUACAGAACCGGACGAGGCCCGCGCCCCAGAGCCAGUGUCACGGCUUCCGGGAACGACGAACGAUGACACCCCCAGCACGGACUCCUUGUUGGACGACGAAGCCAACGCACUUGUGGCGGACAAUGACAUGGAAAACCUGGUCGACGAAAUCCUGGAUGAAGUCAUGGAAGUCGAAGCCACGAGUGUGGUGCAACAAGUCCAGCGACAGCGCCAGCGUUUGCUCGAACUGGAUCGCAUUCUAGACGAAGUGAUUCGAAACGAUACGGUCGAAUGAAUAGAUAGACUUAGGACCUUGCAAUAACGCAUCACUAGACUUUUCAACUCGACACUCGGUUCGUUGGUCC